AAACAGGAAGCGCUUCUGGACCAGUGUUGUCCAGACCAAUGGUCUAUAUUGUAAUAUUUAUCGUACUUAUAAAUAAAAAGUAUUAAAAACUUAUUUUCCAACUUUGAAAACAAAUUUGUGACGCAUGACGUCACUUAGUUACAAUGUUGAUAGCAACCACGCGUACCGAAUGCCAAACGGAAAUAUGGACGAUCAUUCCGCGGAUGAAGGUACAAGAGCUGAGCCUGAACCGUUGUCUAAUACAACCGAAAUAAAGACAAGCGAUGUGUACAAAGUGGAUAAAAACUUACCGGCUCGCUUUAAUAAUCCGGAGUGUUUCAGAGGAUACAGACAAAAAACGAUAAACCCUUUAUAUCAAACAACAAAUCAAACAUAUGGAAGCAAAAAACCGACAGUUCAUGAGAUGCCGACAACCUUUAGCGGAAGUCGUCGGAAGUUUUCUGAGCAUCUUUUGAAAAGUGGCAUGUACAAGGAUAACGGCUUCAACACCGCGGUGGACAAGAGUCGACUCACCGGACCCAACGGAAUGACCGCGUUUCACGAUAGAAUCAAUUUCCAUUACUUAUACAACACAGAUGGGAAAUUUCAGUAAAAUAACACCUCUUUUUUUAAAUAAUAAUAAACCAGCCAAGCUCAUUUGUGAUGCUAAUUAUGUUUGUUUUUGGGGUGUUUAUAAGUUACUUGACCUCAUGUUGUUCCAAACCUACGGAAGCCUGUUUUCGCCACUGAAUAAAAAAUGUAAAAAUGUUAUUGCUACUGUUUAUCUCACAACCUUUUUUUUCUCUUGGAAUUGUGUGAUAUAAACUCGCAAUUGCGAGUUACAAAGUCAGAACUGCGAUUUGCAGUUUAUAUCAGAAUUAUUUUUUUUCUUUCAGAAUUGUGAGAAAAACUUUGUAAAAACAAUUGCGUUAUAAAGUCCAUUUUGAGAAAAAAAGGUCAGAAGUCUGAGUUUAUACAAACCCGAUUCCAAAAAAGUUGGGACACUGUACAAAUCGUGAAUAAAAUCCGAAUGCAAUGAUGCGGAAGUUCCAAAUUUCAAUAUUUUAUUCAGUAUAGAACGUAGAUGACAUGUCAAAUGUUUAAACUGGGAAAAUGUAUCAUUUUAAGGGAAAAAUAAGUUGAUUUUAAAUUUCAUGGCAUCAACACAUUUCAAAAAAGUUGGGACAAGGCCAUGUUUACCACUGUGAGGCAUCCCCUCUUUUUACAACAGUCUGGGGACUGAGGAGACAAGUUGCUCAAGUUUAGGAAUAGGAAUGUUGUCCCAUUCUUGUCUAAUCCAAGCUUCUAGCUGCUCAACUGUCUUAGGUCUUCUUUGUCGCAUCUUCCUCUUUAUGAUGCGCCAAAUGUUUUCUAUGGGUGAAAGAUCUGGACUGCAGGCUGGCCAUUUCAGUACCUGGAUCCUUCUUCUACGCAGUCAUGAUGUUGUAAUUGAUGCAGUAUGUGGUCUGGCAUUGUCAUGUUGGAAAAUGCAAGGUCUUCCCUGAAAGAGGCGACGUCUGGAUGGGAGCAUAUGUUGUUCUAGAACUUGGAUAUACCUUUCAGCAUUGAUGGUGCCUUUCCAGAUGUGUAAGCUGCCCAUGCCACACGCACUCAUGCAACCCCAUACCAUCAGAGAUGCAGGCUUCUGAACUGAGCGCUGAUAACAACUUGGGGUGUCCUUGUCCUCUUUAGUCCGGAUGACAUGGCGUCCCAGUUUUCCAAAAAGAACUUAAAAUUUUGAUUCGUCUGACCACAGAACAGUUUUCCACUUUGCCACAGUCCAUUUUAAAUGAGCCUUGGCCCAGAGAAAACGCCUGCGCUUCUGGAUCAUGUUUAAAUAUGGCUUCUUUUUUGACCUAUAGACUUUUAGCCGGCAACGGCGAAUGGCACGGUGGAUUGUGUUCACCGGCAAUGUUUUCUGGAAGUAUUCCUGAGCCCAUAUUGUGAUUUCCAUUAUAGUAGCAUUCCUGUUUGUGAUGCAGUGCCGUCUAAGGGCCCGAAGAUCACGGGCAUCCAGUAUGGUUUUCCGGCCUUGACCCUUACGCACAGAGAUUGUUCCAGAUUCUCUGAAUCUGUGGAUGAUAUUAUGCACUGUAGAUGGUGAUAACUUCAAACUCUUUGCAAUUUUUCGCUGAGAAACUCCUUUCUAAUAUUGCUUCACUUUUUUUUGGUGCAGCAUUGGGGAAAUUGGUGAUCCUCUGCCCAUCUUGACCUCUAAGAGACACUGCCACUCUGAGAGGCUCUUUUUAUACCCAAUCAUGUUGCCAAUUGACCUAAUAAGUGGAAAAUUGGUCCUCCAGCUGUUCCUUAUAUUUACAUUUGACUUUUCCAGCCUCUUAUUGCUACCUGUCCCAACUUUUUUGGAAUAUGUCUUGAAAUCCAAAAUGAGCCAAUAUUUGGCCUGAAAUUUCAAAAUGUCUCACUUUCAGCAUUUGAUAUGUUAUCUAUAUUCUAUUGUAAAUAAAAUAUAAGUUUAUGAGAUUUGUAAAUUAUUGCAUUCCUUUUUCAUUCACAGUUUGUACAGUGUCCCAACUUUUUUGGAAUCGGGUUUGUAUUUCGCAAUUGACUAUUUCUCAGAAUAGAGGGUUUCCACUUACCUCACGAUUUGCUCAGUUACUCCGGAUACACAGCCAUAUUGGCGAAACUCAUUGUAAACAACAGCAUGGAUUGCACUGUUAAUGUACUGCUGAAUACAUUGUUCUGCUAAUUUAUGCUGUCUAAAACAUGGAAAACAAUGUGUGAAAGCUGCUAAAUCAUAUGGAGGACUUAGUAAGCAGGAAAGGGCACAAUAUUUUGACAAACUAAAGUUAACAGGUGGUAAAGAUACGUAUGAGCAGUAUUAAUAAGCCAAAUAUUUCACCUACCUGACUGGAAAUGAUAGAAACAAACACAAAUGUUGUCAAGAUUCUUGCCCUGGAAAUCCUAAUUCAGUUUGGCCAAACACAAACACAGAUAGUUUUUUUUUGCACUCUUCUUGAUUUGUUGUAACUUUUGCCAGUCUAUAGUACUCCAUAUGUUUUUCCUGGUCUGACUGAUUAGUACAGCCCAAAACAUAAAAUAAUUGACCAUUUUCAGCAGCAAUAAUCAGCUAAACAUGCACGUUUUGUUUGAUUCAGUGGCACAGUAAUAGAGCCAGAAUUGUGAGAUAUAAAGUCACAAUUCUUUUUUUCUCAGAAUUGCAUGAUAUAACUAACAACUGCGAGAAAUAAAGUCAGAAUUGCUAUUCUGACUCUUUUCUCGUAAAUGCGAGUUUGUACCUCACAAUUCUGACUUUUUUUCUCAGAACUGUGAGAUUUAAACUCACAAUUGCAUGUUAUAAAGUCAAAUUGUGAGUUAGUCACAAUUCUGAGAAAAAAAAAGGUCAGAAUUGUAAGUUUAUAUCUCACAAUUCCUGACUUUUUUCUCCAAUUACAAGUUUGCAUCUCGCAAUUCUGACUUUUUUUGCUCAGAACCGAGAUUUAAACUCACAAUUGCAAGAUAUAAUCAAUUCUGAGGAAAAAAGGUCAGAAUUCCAAGUUUGUCUGUCAAUACUGACUUUAUAACUCGAAGUUGCUUUAUAACUCAGAACUGCGAGUUUAUAUCUCACACUUCUGAGAAAAAAAAAGAAA
This is a messenger RNA of Labeo rohita (rohu), 3587 nucleotides long. RefSeq names its product piercer of microtubule wall 1 (gene pierce1). The record is from RefSeq and is a predicted model, not a curated record. Bases 125 to 592 code for a protein of 155 amino acids. Gene Ontology annotation, cellular component: axonemal microtubule. Gene Ontology annotation, biological process: axoneme assembly. The transcript has 3 exons. NCBI's taxonomy places the organism in Eukaryota, Metazoa, Chordata, Actinopteri, Cypriniformes, Cyprinidae.